AUGCACGUGAGGAGGCUAGGGUCAAUGCAGUCAGGCCUCACAGCAAGACAAGCAGAGACGGAGAGCCGCGAAGUCACAGGCCCUCGAUCUGGCCAGCCAGGCGUAACCUGUCUUGUCGAGGCCCACCAGCUCCUGGCAGCACACGCGCUCCGCUCUAUACAAACCACAACACCCGUAACCGACGUCCUCGACCUCACUGACACUGCGCCCACCCGCCCACGCUCGAAGCCCCUCUGGCACCUCUGCCAACUCGCCUGUUUCGAGGCCCGCCCGCACUCGCGCAAUCCUUGGCUCUCUCUUCACUGGGAGCCGCCUCUCAGGUACCGCGUCUCUGUGAUUCGAGAGCACCGUGUGCGCCUUGUGCGCUGCCGACGGCAGGCUUUCUUCCUUCUUCACCACUACCGGUACGCCCAACCUGGACCCGCCAGUUCGUCUGCACCGCGCGCCGCCUCAACACCACCUUCUCCAACACCAACACCGACACCACCACCACCACCACACCGCAGCCCGCGGCCGCUACUCCCCUAUUUCACUGCUGACGACCCAGACACCACCGCACCAGCAAUCCGCCGCGCAUGA
Molecule: messenger RNA, 579 nt
Organism: Parastagonospora nodorum SN15
Lineage: Eukaryota; Fungi; Ascomycota; Dothideomycetes; Pleosporales; Phaeosphaeriaceae
Exons: 3
Coding region: 1-579 (192 amino acids)
Source: RefSeq, a predicted model, not a curated record